GGAUUUAAUAAAGAGUUCAAGUCCGGGUCCUUAGAGAGAGACAGAAGACUUUUUAGAGAGAGACUCAGAGAGAUAAAGGGGAAGAAGUAGAGGAAAAGGUUUGAGGUUUAGCUGGUUUUGUUCUGAUCUUCGUGGUUGGUGCUGAAGAAUUUGUAUCUUCUUGUUACUCAAUUUUUUGUACAGAUUACGUCUCGCCUUUUUCUGUUUGUUUCUCGGCAAAAUUUGCAGGCUAACACCAAGUUUCGUUUCUCUGAUCCGUUUCGGUUUCAGUAUGUACACUAGCAGGGAUUUGACCAGAAAGGUUUGAUCUUUGUAUGCUUAGCACCGAUCUUUGGAAGCCCUAGUGGAGAAGUAAUGGAUCUUUGAUUAUGUUAAGGCCUAGGGCUUAGUCAUUUGGCACUAUUAUUUUGGUGCACUUUUCAGCUUAAUAGUGCUGAAUGGUCUCUGGUCACUUUUAGAAGUAAAGUGGAAUACAAUUUAUGUAACUCUAGUGAAGAUACAUCCAUAUUGAACAUCUGGGACAGCUAGUAUUUUUGGAGUAGAUGUCGUUUCGCAGCAUUGUUCGUGAUGUUAGGGAUGGUUUUGGUAGUCUAUCAAGGCGAAGUUUUGAGGUAAGACUGCCUGGCCAUAGUAGGGGGAAAUCACAUGGCUCAGUCCAUGAAUUGCAUGAGCAGCCUCUGGUUAUUCAGAACAGCCGGUGGGCUAGUCUUCCACCUGAACUAUUACGUGAUGUGAUUAAAAGAUUAGAGGCAAGUGAGAGUACGUGGCCUACUAGGAAACAUGUUGUGGCAUGUGCUGCUGUUUGCAGGUCUUGGAGGGAAAUUUGCAGAGAAAUUGUUAAAAGUCCUGAAUUUUCUGGCAAGAUUACAUUCCCAGUCUCUUUAAAGCAGCCAGGACCUCGGGAUGGAACUAUUCAGUGUUUUAUAAAGAGGGAUAAGUCUAACCUAACUUACCACCUUUUCCUUUGCCUUAGCCCUGCUUUGCUUGUUGAAAAUGGAAAAUUUCUUCUUUGUGCAAAGCGAACGCGUAGAACAACUUGCACAGAGUAUGUGAUCUCCAUGGAUGCAGAUAAUAUAUCACGAUCAAGCAGCACUUACAUUGGCAAACUCAGGUCUAACUUUCUAGGCACAAAAUUCAUUAUUUAUGAUACCCAACCUCCCUACAAUAUUACUCAGCUAUCCCCACCUGGCAGAAGCCGUAGAUUUUACUCUAAGAAAGUUUCUCCAAAGGUUCCUACAGGAAGUUACAAUAUUGCCCAAGUCACUUAUGAGUUAAAUGUGCUUGGCACUAGGGGCCCACGAAGAAUGCAUUGUGUUAUGCAUUCAAUCCCUUCCUCAUCCCUUGAGCCCGGCGGUGCUGUUCCAGGCCAGCCGGAGCUUGCUCCUCGCUCCCUUGAGGACUCAUUCCGCAGCAUUUCCUUCUCAAAAUCAAUUGACCACUCAACUGAGUUUAGCAGUGCUCGAUUCUCCGAUAUUAUCGGGCCCCGCGAUGAAGAUGAGGAGGGUAAGGAGAGACCACUAGUUCUUCGGAACAAAGCACCAAGGUGGCAUGAACAGUUGCAGUGUUGGUGUCUUAACUUCCGGGGAAGGGUGACAGUUGCCUCUGUCAAAAACUUUCAGCUAAUUGCUGCAACACAGGCUGCUGCUGGUGCACCAACGCCAUCACAGCCACCAGCCCAAUCUGACCAUGACAAGAUUAUACUUCAGUUCGGCAAGGUAGGGAAGGACAUGUUUACUAUGGAUUACAGAUAUCCAUUAUCUGCGUUUCAGGCUUUCGCCAUCUGCUUGAGCAGCUUCGACACCAAAUUGGCAUGUGAAUAGAAGAGAAAAAUGAAAAGAGAUUUACGGUAAGCAAUAGAAGAAAAAGGAAAAAGAAAAAAAAAAUUAGCUUGAAAUGUUUCUUCCUUUCUAGGGCUCUCUACAUAGAAUGUGGUUGUUGUUAUUGCUGUUGUAUCAAGUCACCGUACAAACUCAUGGUAGGCUAAGAACUCCGGCUGCGACCGGGGAGUGCAGAAACAUUAUCAGUGCACAAUGGGGGGAUGAGUCCUCUUCCUUUUUUUUUAUUUUUAUUUUUUUUAAUUCUUAUCUUUUGGCUUAGUUUGCGUUGAUUGA
Molecule: messenger RNA, 2111 nt
Organism: Humulus lupulus (European hop)
Lineage: Eukaryota; Viridiplantae; Streptophyta; Magnoliopsida; Rosales; Cannabaceae
Product: tubby-like F-box protein 8
Exons: 6
Coding region: 543-1820 (425 amino acids)
Molecular function (GO): protein binding
Source: RefSeq, a predicted model, not a curated record